Molecule: messenger RNA, 6723 nt
Organism: Scatophagus argus
Lineage: Eukaryota; Metazoa; Chordata; Actinopteri; Scatophagidae
Gene: megf6b
Product: multiple EGF-like-domains 6b
Exons: 38
Coding region: 1176-5807 (1543 amino acids)
Molecular function (GO): protein binding; scavenger receptor activity; calcium ion binding
Source: RefSeq, a predicted model, not a curated record
UGGUGUAACUUACCAGAGUGAAUAACGGUAGCUAAUUUUCAUAGUAGGCUACCGACAGGGUACGUACACAAUGCACGAAGGGUGAGGGGUCAAUAUCCAACACGAGCUUCCAUACAGAUUAAUCUGACCGUGGAAAUAACAAAAGCACACGCUUUUGUGCUCGGAAAUAAACACAAAUUAAUUUGAUUAUCAUAAGACAUAACUUUUGCAUUUAAAAUGACUCGUUUUGUUGUCUGCCCCCACUAAAUCAACAUCAUGAGCGCCGACAUGUCUGAGAGCUCUUGAUCUAAUUCAAACAACAUGCUGUAUGGCUGGUGUCCUCCGAGGCUGCACGGACAGCGGUGACCCGGGACUUUUUAGGGUCAUGAACACACAUGUGUGCAAUGAGAGCUUUGUUUGGAGAGCAGCAGUAGUCAGUCCUGGCGGCUGACCCUUUGACCGCACCAUCAGCUGUUUGCCCUGCAGAGUGUCUACUUGCCGCUCCCGACUUUUCCCCAAACAUCCUCUGUCGCUCCACGGGUGCUACUAUAUCACUCUGUUUUCCUGGAUGUUCAUGCUUUCCAUUGAGUGCUUUUGCGUCUUUUCUCGUGCAGAUGUUUCGUCUUUGGCGGAUAUUGCUGUGCAUGCGCUUAUUUAGCAUCCGCACGUGCCGUGUUUUUCACUAACGGGCGCCAGUGGAUCUAUAUAAAGCAAGUGUUGGUGGAAGGAUUGAGUCGUAAAAGUCUCUGUAAAUAUUACACAACGCUUAAAGUAACACGUAUAAUCUGAAGUAUUAAUUAAAUCAUUAUUUUAUUGAUAGUUUCACUCUGUGUUGCUGAAAACGACGUAAAAUUGGCGUACUGCAAGACGAGAACACAAGCCUGAUGCGACGUUUAAGGAAACAUUUUCGUUUUCUCGUUUCUGUUUGCUUGUUAACUUUACCGACUGCGGGGUGUCUUACGAGUGUCUCGGAAGCUGCAGAAGCUCCGGAUAACACCCUUUCCACCACCCCCACCUUCCCAAAACUCCUACCAUCAUUACCAAGUGAAUGAGGCAGGCAGAAAGCGCUCAGCCUCCGCGAGAUUCAGCCCGUCAGUCCCACAUCUGCAGUGACGAAGCGUAGGCCCAAUGUGUGCGUGGAGAGGGAGGUGACGCUGGUCGCCCAGAGGCAGCCGUGUGUGCAGGCCUUCACACGCAUGGUUAAAGUGUGGAAGCAGGGCUGUGUGGGACAGUCAUGGUGCAUGGGAUACGAGAGGAGGACAGCGUACUACACUGCAUACAGACAAGUGUACAGACAGGAUUAUCAGACUGUGUACAAGUGUUGCCCUGGAUGGUCCCAGCUUAAUGGAGAAGCGGGCUGUUUGUAUCCCGUGUGUAGCUACGGUGUGUGCUUCAACGGGGGCCAUUGUCAGGAGGGAUCCACUCAGCUUUGUGACUGUCCUGCGGGGUUCAAUGGCCCCAGCUGCCAGUAUGAUGUGAAUGAAUGUGAGGAAACCAAUGGAGGCUGCGAGGCUCUCUGCUGUAACACCAUUGGAAGCUUCUACUGCAGGUGUCCUCCUGGACAGAAACUGAACGAAGAUGGAAAAACCUGUCAAGAUAUUGAUGAGUGCCAGGUCCAUAACGGAGGCUGCCAGCACAGAUGUGUUAACACCAGGGGCUCCUACUACUGCGAAUGCAACUUAGGCUCUCGCUUGCACGUGGACGGCCGCACCUGCCUCGCUGUCCAUUCAUGUGCCAUCAGCAAUGGAGGAUGUGAACACUACUGUGUGCAGCAGUCUGCUGCUCAUUUCCGCUGUCGCUGCAAGCCAAAUUAUGUGCUAGCAGAGGAUGGCAAGCAUUGCAAACUGCAGAAUCCCUGCGCAGAUCAGAAUGGAGGCUGCAUGCACGAGUGUCGGGUCGAUGGUGGCAAAGCUCACUGUGACUGUAAAGCUGGUUACAUCCUGGCAGAAGACAGGAAAACCUGUGAAGAUGUCGAUGAGUGUGAAACAGAAGAGGCCAACUGUGCUCAUGGCUGCCACAACACACUUGGCUCUUAUGCCUGUGUGUGUAACGCCGCCUAUGAGCUGGGCUCUGACGGAAAGCAGUGCUACAGAAUUGAGAUGGAGAUCGUGAACAGCUGCGAGAACAACAACGGCGGCUGUUCGCACCACUGCCAACAUUCAACCAGUGGGCCUGUUUGCUCCUGUAACCAUGGUUACAGACUGGAUGACGACCUGAAAACCUGUGUUGACGUCGAUGAGUGUGAAGAGCAGAGCUCCUGCUGUGAGCAGGACUGUACCAACUACCCCGGAGGUUAUGAAUGCUACUGCUCAGCAGGAUACAGACUCAACUCAGAUGGAUGUAGCUGCGAUGAUGUAGAUGAGUGCCUGGCUGCUAAUGGAGGCUGUGAUCACACAUGCCAGAACAGCGCAGGUUCCUUUCAGUGUUUCUGCCGCCGGGGUUUCCGUCUGGAUGAGGACCGGCAAUCCUGCAUCCCAUUAGAAGACACAGUGGAGGCCCUGUCCAGCGGAGGUCCCAUCGAGUUGCCCCUCAUUCGCCCCCAGCUCACCUUGAUGCAGGACUACAGCCAACCCCUGGAGCGCUAUGACGACUAUGAAGAUGACGAGGGGGAGCUGAGGGCCGAGAGCAACCUGGCAGAGAAAUUUGUGUGUUUGGAUGACACUUUUGGCAAUGACUGCAGUUUGACGUGUGACGACUGUUCGAAUGGAGGAAAAUGUAAUCCAUGGAAAACUGGCUGCGACUGCCCUGAUGGGUGGAUCGGCAUCGUCUGCAACCAGACAUGCUCUGAGGGGUACUUUGGUAAAAACUGCUCCUUCCCCUGUAAGUGUAAAAAUGGUGCCAGCUGUGAUCCUGUCACUGGGAGCUGCCGCUGCCCGCCUGGGGUCAGCGGAGACUUGUGCCAGGAUGGCUGUCCUAAGGGCUUCUAUGGGAAGCAGUGCAAUAAAAAGUGUAACUGUGCCAAUAACGGGCGCUGCCACCGGACCUACGGAGCCUGUCUAUGUGAUCCCGGACUCUACGGACGCUUCUGCCACCUCCCGUGCCCAAAGUGGACCUUCGGCCCAGGCUGUUCUGAGGAGUGUCGGUGUGUCCAGCAGAACACGUUGGAGUGUCACCGCCGUCAUGGCACCUGUGUAUGUAAAUCUGGAUACAAGGGAAGCACCUGCAAGGAAGAAUGCAGUCCAGGUACCUACGGAGCCGGCUGUGAGAAGAAGUGCACCUGUCCGCCAGGAGUGUCAUGUGAUCAUGUGACCGGAGAGUGCCAACGAAAGUGCCCCGCCGGUCGUCAUGGAGAGAACUGCGAUCAGGACUGUCCAGAUGGAAGGUUUGGACCAGGCUGCGUACACGCCUGUAACUGCACCGGCGCGCCCUGUGACCAAGUGUCGGGCCAGUGCAAGUGUCCAGCUGGGACGUCAGGAAAGCACUGUGAGAACUUGUGUCCAGAGGGUUUCUGGGGUCCAGGCUGCGCAGAAACCUGCCCAGUGUGUGAGAACGGAGGCGUGUGUGAUAAACACAACGGGUCGUGUAGCUGUCCUCCAGGCUACAUGGGCAGAUUCUGCCAAAAUUCCUGCCCGAGUGGACGUUUUGGUCAAGGGUGCCAAAUGAAGUGUGUGUGCGAGAACAAUGCUCGCUGUGACGCGGUGAGUGGACGCUGUACCUGCGCUCCUGGCUGGACUGGGCACAACUGCAGGAAAGCCUGUGAUGCGGGGCACUGGGGGACCGACUGUGCAGAAACAUGCGACUGUAGAAACGGAGACGGCAGCUGCGAUGCUGUGACGGGCCAGUGCAACUGUGAGGCUGGCUACACUGGAACACAGUGCCACCAGAAGUGUCCUGCAGGUAUGUUCGGUCUCGGCUGCCACCAUCGGUGUCAGUGUGACAACAGGGCCAUGUGCGACCAUGUGAGUGGAGCUUGUACCUGCCAGGUGGGAUGGACUGGGACCUUCUGUGAAAAGCCAUGUCCUCAGGGUUUCUAUGGGCUCGACUGCCAGGAGAAGUGUUUGUGUCUAAACGGUGGAAGCUGUGAUCACGUCAGUGGAGUUUGUUCUUGUCCUGCUGGCUGGAUGGGUCCUUUCUGCAACCUGACCUGCCCAACUGGUUUCUAUGGGGAAGGAUGUAACCAAACCUGUAGCUGCCGUAACAAUGGCAUCUGCCACCCGGCCAGUGGGCGGUGUGUGUGCACGCCAGGCUGGACUGGACCCAACUGCACAGAAGAAUGCCCUGCAGGUUUUUACGGAGCAGACUGUCAGCAGCGCUGCUUGUGUCAGAAUGGAGCCUCUUGUAACAAGACCAGUGGAAAAUGUACGUGUGCCAGUGGAUGGAUGGGCACAGCCUGUGAACUGGAGUGUGUAGCGGGCCGGUUCGGGGCGGACUGCCAUCAGCAGUGUGAAUGUGAGAACGGCGGCCAGUGUGACAGACAGACCGGACAGUGCAGCUGCAGGGCCGGCUGGAUCGGAGAGCGCUGUGAGAAAGCAUGUGAACCAGGCCUGUUUGGAGGCCGCUGUGAGGAAAGAUGUCAGUGUGUGCACGGGCCCUCAUGUCACCACGUCACUGGAGAGUGUCACUGUCCACCAGGCUGGAGAGGAAAACUCUGUGACAAAGCAUGCUUGCCCGGCAUGUAUGGGAAGGACUGCAUGCAGCGCUGCACCUGUGCUCAGGGCACAUCCUGCCACCACGUCUCUGGAGACUGUGGCUGUCCUCCUGGAUUCACAGGAAACGGCUGCGAACAGACUUGUCUUCCAGGAACAUUUGGACAGAACUGUAACCAGGUCUGCCAGUGCUCUCAGACAAACCAACUCUGCCACCCUGUGUCUGGGUCAUGUUACUGCGCUCCAGGUUUCCAUGGCCCCAAAUGUGACCAAAUUUGUGGAGACGGUCGUUAUGGUCCAAAUUGUGAACGAGAGUGCCAGUGUGAUAAUGGAGGGAAGUGCGUUCCUUCCACUGGGGCCUGUGAAUGUCCAGCAGGGUUUAUUGGAGCGCGCUGCAACAUCACGUGUCCAGCCGGGCGUUACGGGGUCGACUGUGCUCAGGCAGUGCUGUGUGGAGACGGUGCCCAGAAUGAUCCGGUCAGCGGUCGCUGUGUGUGCAUCCCUGGACGUAGUGGAAAGGACUGUGGACAUGGCUGCCCUCCCAGCUGGUUCGGGGUGGAUUGUGAGCAGCGCUGCAACUGCAGCAAUGGCGGCGUGUGUGACACUGCAACCGGCAACUGCACCUGCGGUCUUGGCUGGACUGGUGCACACUGCGAUAAAGAAUGUCCUGCGGGCAGAUUUGGUGCCAACUGCCAGCAGAAAUGUAACUGUCAUAAUAACAGCACUUGUGACAGAGUGACAGGGACGUGUCAGUGCGGUCCAGGCUACUAUGGACAUCUGUGUGAACAUGCAUGUCCCCCUGGUCUCCACGGCCCGCUGUGCCAGCUGCAGUGUGACUGUACGAACGGAGCCUCCUGUCACCCUGUGUCAGGCCAGUGCAUCUGUCCUCCAGGAUUUCACGGAGCUCGCUGCCACCGAGUGUGUGAACAGGGUACCUAUGGUGUUGGCUGUGGCAGGGUGUGCGACUGUGAGGGCGAUGCUCCAUGUGAUCCCGUGACAGGAAGAUGUCUUUGCUUCUCUGGGAAGACUGGACCCAGAUGUGACAUUGACUGCAGAGCAAAUCGUUAUGGGCCAGACUGCGCAGAGACAUGUGAAUGCGAGAACGGGGCCCCGUGCGACCGACGCAAUGGCCGCUGUAGCUGCCUGCACGGCUGGAUCGGACUCUCCUGUGAAGAAGGUGGACCUCCACAGCUCACCUUUGACAGCGGCAGAGGAGACUCGCGACAUGACAACUCAUUAUAGCACCACCGCCAAGCUGGAAGACUGAAACUGGGACGCACGAGCUACGUCUCACUCAGGUGACUCAAGUGAGUGAAAGCUCGUGAUAGCAAGUUGUAGCAGGCAGGCUGCUGGAAGACCUUCAUGGAAAUAGACUCUCUGAUGAGAACUGCAGUUUCAUGUUUGGACCUGAGCUGGAUGAUAAUUUCUUAGUGUUUGUUUGCGUGCCAAAGUGUCCUUUGAACGGCUGAAGCUCCAUUCAUCAGCCUGACCUCGCCGGUACAUUGUGAUUUUGUUGCAGACAAAGUAGAGCAUCGAACAACUUUUAAUCUUCUGGAUUAUAAUCAUUUCUCAAAAAACUACAUCCACAGAGAGCAGUACCAGCAGGUUUUGAGUCCUGUUUACUGCAAUUUUGGUAUUUUGUGUUUAAUAUUUUGUUCUCAAAAUACGUUUUGCAGGUACUGUACAUAAAAUAAUCUCUAAUUUUUUAAGAAUUUGAUAUUUCUGGGUAUGGUUCAACCUCUGACACUGAGGCAACCUUUGAAACCACGUCAUCACUUGCAGUACUAUGAAGUUGUUUCUCAGUCUAUACAACAUGAAGUAUAACCCUCAGUCCAAUGGUUCUAUGGUGCUUUACUAUACAGUGCAACAAAGGUUACGUUGAUCCUCAAACUCUGGCCAGCAGGAAUUUUGCAGUCCACUAAAGAUUAUACAGUUAAGAUUCAUUUGCACCUUCUUUUGAGGUUAAGUGUUUAAAUAUUUUCUUUUCAAAUGAUUCUGUGUAUAAAUUGUUUCAUAUUUAUAUUUCACAGUUGUAUACAAUUGAAUAUACCACAAGUUUACAAUACAUCCCUAUUUUCCACUGGAUAGAAAUAUACAACCCAGAAUGACAUUUUACACAUGAAUGCCAAUAAAGACAGACACAUUUUUUUUUUAACCA